AUGCUCACCUUUCCUGACUCCACACACAUCUCACCGCCUAUUCCGCAACAUCCAAUGCGCGUAUCGACAUCCACAAAAUGCAAGCUUUCUUACUUUCCGGCAGUCCUCUUCCUGAAUGGUCCUCCACUCUUCGUAGUCAUAAAACUACCGAUUGGUAUGACCGCACUUUUCCCGCGCCUCUCCAUUGAGGACAUCUGCAACCCCCGCGCCCCGCGCUCUCCCUCCUUUCGGGGUAACGCCACCAUUCUAACAUCUCUCGUACUCUCUCAGCUUUGGCAUGUUUUACGUCUGGUCUCUCUGCCUAUGCCCUUCUUCCAGAAGAUCUGGUCCAUCGUGGGUGAUUUCCUUCAGCGUGGCAUCUUCUCUCCGAUUCCUUUGGAUACUUUCUGCCUUCUACGCCUGCAAGGUGAAUUUGGUAUCAUCGAUCCUAAGCCUAUUGUCUGCGCUCCUUGUUCUCCGCCUGGUUCGGUGCCGCGCUGGAUGUCCGGCUUGCUACAGGCGUCACUCCCUUCUCUUUCUCCCCUCUUCCUCCUUCUAUUUCCAAGAAUGUGUCCUUCUGGACGGCGGGAUCUUACCUCCCUUCUGCACUCAGUCUUCGCUGGCAUCGACCGUCUGCCGCACAACUUUGAUGUUGUCGUAUCCCUGUCUCUCACGCGACGCUUUCCCCUAUCCUGGAAAGAUCUCUUGAUUUCCCAAAUCUAUGCCUUUGACUCUGCCCUGGCGUUGCUACGGUCAAUCUUUAUCCCCAGCCGCAAUUGGCGCUCUCGUGUUAUUAACAAGUUCCUUGGUCGAGUUCAACUCAGCACCCUCUAUUGCAUCCGAUCAUCGUUUGUGCUUGUUGCUCUCCUCGUGAAUUUGCCGAGAAAUAUCCGUCCUUACCAAUUCGAGGUGACACCUCCAUUGACUUGUUCCCUUUCUCCCAUGCGUUUGUACCUUCUCAAACUUGGGCACAACUUUCCACCCGCACUUUCUGCGGGCUGUAUUCCCACCAUAUCGUCCGUACUAGCUAUCCUGAUUCCCCUCUUAGCUCUCGUCAUUGGCGCAAAUUUUGGUCUUUUCCUCUUCCCUUUGUGGCUCGCAACAUUUGGUUCCGUAGCCUUCCCGACAAGAUUUCCUGUCGAGCCCUUCUUCACUCUUUGCUUCCGCUCGUUUUUCCGUCUCCUACCCACUCUAUUUGCUCUCUCUCCCCCGACUCUCAAGACCACUUCUUCUUCACUUGUUCUCUCAAAAACGCGGUGUGGAUCGGCAUGUGUGGAAUUAUUUAGUACAAUACCUACCCCAACCGCACUACACAACGCUUUUCACUUCUUCUCUUUUCCCUCUUUCUUGAACUCGUCCAUUCCCCCUUCUGCUGUCUUUGGAUGCACUCUUCUUGCUAUAUGGCCUCAUUACUGGACUUCCAUCUUUGACGACUCACCAUUUGUUCCUUCUGCUGUUGUUGGUACGGUUCGCAAGACCUUAACCCACAUGUGCCAAGAGUUGGUCCUCAAUCCUCUCCUUUAA
Molecule: messenger RNA, 1503 nt
Organism: Phycomyces blakesleeanus NRRL 1555(-)
Lineage: Eukaryota; Fungi; Mucoromycota; Mucoromycetes; Mucorales; Phycomycetaceae
Exons: 4
Coding region: 1-1503 (500 amino acids)
Source: RefSeq, a predicted model, not a curated record